AUGACAUAGAGCAUCAAUGCUGAUCUGCUACUGAGGAUAAGCACUCUAAAUUAAGAGUUUAAGUUGUUAGACACGAAAACUAAUUUCUUUAUCGAAUAAAUCUAAAGCGAAUUGUCACUCUAAAAAGAAGAAAAUGAAAGUAGUCGAUAAAUCUGUGAUCAGAAUACUAAAGUAUGAUUUCAUAUUACAUAGAGUGUUAGUGAGUUGAAGGAGCAUUUGGAUCAAUAGGUAGGGAAUCUUUAUAAGAAAUAUGAGGAAUAAGUUAAUGAUAAAAUCAUCUAAUUUGAAAGCAUUUAAAAAUAAAAAGAAAUUUCAGAAUAAAAUAGAAUAAUAGAAUUAGAGCAAAGAUUCAGCCAAUAUGAUGAAAUAAUUAAAGAAUUAGACAAGAAGUGGGAAUCAAAAUCUAAUGAUCGUUAUAUCGCUAGUAUAAUUCAAAAGAACUUGUUAACCAACCAGAAUAUAGGGUAGUUUAUAGUCGACAAAGUAUUGAAAUUGACCGAAGAGACUGUUCAAAACAAAAUGAUUGAAUAUCAAAAGUUAAUUGAUGAAAGAAUUACAAAUCAAUUUCAUUAAAUUUAAAACUUUCAAUGUCAAAUCAGAAAAUAUGAAUCUAAGUAUGAAGAGUUUCAGAGCCAUCUUAACAUUUCAAAAGAGUUUUAGGUUGAGUGUCAAAAGCAACAACAAAAAAAACUCUAAGCAUUAUAAAAUCAAAACACCUUAUUCAAGGAAGUCCUGUAACAAUAGGUUCAUAGGUAAUCAAUUAUAAUCUAAAUUAGCAUAAAGGAUUAGUAAGAACUCCUCAAAACCAAUAUGAAUGAUUUACGAGAAUAAAUGAUCAGUUAAUUUCAAGAUGCUUCAUAUCAAAAAAUCAACAAUAAUGAAUAAAUUAUGCAAAUUUUGGCUUAAGACCAAAAUACACUCAAGGAACUGGAAAGAAAGUAAGAGUAGAUCUUCAAAAAUGAAAAUUAAAUAAAGUAAAAAUUGGAAUAGAUGGAAUUCGAUUACUGUCAAUAACAUUAGGGAGCCUUAAAUUAAAUUGCCACCAUCGAUUGUGAAAUGAAAAACAUCAGAUCAUCAAUUAAUGGAAUACAUAAAUCUAUAAAUACUAUGCCGGUGAAUCCUUAACAAAUACAAGAAACUAAACAAAUUGAAAAACCUCAAGAAAAGUUUAGACCAUUGCUAAUUAGUAAAAAGAUUGAAAAGCAAUUCUGUUUAAAAGAUUAGAUCGGAUAAAUAGAAAUUCUAUUUCGACACAUUCAAUUACUUUUCGGCCACAUUUGUAAAACUUAUCGACACGAGCUAAAACUGGAAGCCCAGAAAUAGAAAUAAAAAGCAGAAUUAACAAGAAACAAUUCGAAUGAACAAAAAAAUCUUUCUGAUAACAUGAGUAGUCCAUAAUAUGUGUAAUAAUAUUUGUAAUAGUAACAACACGAAUAAUUAAAGCCUGACUAAAAAGGUGAUAAACUUUAACAAACAAUGUAAAAUCCUUAAAAUUAAUUAAAAAUUAAUAUCUAACCCUCAUUACAGAAUAAUGAAGAUGUCUUUGGAGACACUAAGAUAUAUUUGAACUCAUCUCAGAGACCUAUUCAUAUUUAAGGAAAAUGUAUGAACUGUUAUUUAAUUAGAACAUGGAAUGGAGGUUAGGCCUCAAGCUGAGAUGUAAUAUUUAUCUGCAAAAGUGAAAUAACUCUCAGGUUUGUUCUGCGAUUCAGAUUUCAGACAAUAACUAGUUGAAAAUAACCUAAGUUUUAGACCUGAAUCAGGAAAAAACAGAUUACCAAAGAUUACUUCAAAAAGCUUUCAUUUUUCAAAUGAUGAUGAGUGA
Paramecium octaurelia is the source of this 1825-nucleotide messenger RNA. NCBI's taxonomy places the organism in Eukaryota, Ciliophora, Oligohymenophorea, Peniculida, Parameciidae. The record is from the annotation of a GenBank genome assembly.